AUGUUAAUCUAAAAGUAAUAUCGAUUAUAUUUUAGAACCAAAAUAAAGAAAAUUAUAUCUUAUUUCUGCAUACAUUACAUUUACUUUAACUUAUUUGCAUUGUUAUUUGCUCUAUUCCAAUAUAAUCGAAUUCCUUUUGCAAUUCCAUUAGGAUUGAGCAUUACCUAAGAAAUCUUAAUAUGCUAUUACUAUUCAAACAAAGAAAUCGUCAAGAUGCUUGACCAUGUUCUGCACAUUAUGGCAUACAACUUUGUUAUCAUCCUUUUCUACACAAACCUCCAAUAUUAUAUAUUUGGAAAUUUGUUUUUCCUUCUAUCCUUUGUUAUCAGAACUAAAGAAAGUUGUUAAUCGUAAGUAACGCAUGAAUAUUCUUCCAUCAUUAGAUUUUUAAAAACCUUUUAUAGAUUUUCAUAACUGAUAGCAAGCGUUUGCAUCUCCCUAAAACUUAGUAAAUACGUUGAAUGGACUUGGCCUUAAGCAUUCUGGUGGUACUGGAUGUUUCUGAGUGCUUUAGUUGGUACAAGCUUUACUUUAGUUAUUCUACUUCUAUCAAAAAUUAUUAAUGAAAUCUUCAAGCAAUAUCAGACAGUUCCUUAAGAAUAUAAAUCCCUCAUUUGGGCCCUUUACAUUUCAAUAAUAAGCAGCGUUCUUUCUAUCAUGUGGAUUAUUAACACUUUCAAUAUCUUAGGAUUGGAUAUGCCAAUUGUAAUAGGAGAAGUGCUGUUUUAUUCUACAGUUUCUUCCAAUUUAGUACUAUUUUGUGCUAUUACUAAAUUGUUUUGGGACUCCAUUAUUGAUUAUUCUGUUGAUAUAUUAUAAUCACAAAUAACUGAUAUAGAAUCACAAAGAGAAUUACCUGCGAUCUAAGUCAUUUAAUAAAAACAGUUUGAAAAAAAGAAGGCCGUUCAUUAAAUAUUUUUAAAAAAGCUCUCAUCGGCUUUUUUUAGAUUGACAACUAAAGAAGACUUAUUCUAAUAAUCGCAAAAGACUACAGAUUUGAUGACUGAAAGAGGACAAACUAAAAAAAUACUAUAAACUACAGAAGUUGAAUCCAAAUAAUUAUAAGAAAACUAAAAUAAAUUAAAUGAAUCUAAUUAGAAAUGUAUUAUAUGUUGUGAAAAUCCACCUAAUGCAGUUUUAAUGAUAUGUGGUCAUGGUGGAAUUUGUUAUAAGUGCGGAUUGGAAAUGGCUCAAAAAAGUAAAGAAUGUUUUUUAUGUCGAUAAAAAAUUGUGUUCAUUUAUGAAAUCUCCAAUUUUAAUGACGACCUUAUGAAAGUAGUAACAAUAACUAAAUUUAAUUACUGA
Molecule: messenger RNA, 1305 nt
Organism: Paramecium tetraurelia
Lineage: Eukaryota; Ciliophora; Oligohymenophorea; Peniculida; Parameciidae
Exons: 4
Source: RefSeq, a predicted model, not a curated record